AUGACCUUUGACUCGCGCUCUAAAACCGAAAACAGAGGGAGCGGUGGGCACGACGAAGAGCAUGACAUGCGAUGGAUUCCGAUGGAGCUGUACACGUAUGGGCUCCAGGUCGUGCAAGGGCUUCCUGCAUGUCACCAACGAUAUGGUGGUGAGGGCCCAGACCUUCCACACCCAUCCGCCGAGGCUGGAACCCCCCCGAUGGCUUCGGACCCCAAUGAAGAUGGCGGAGAGAGGACCAUCAUCAUUAUCAAACCAAUGGACGUCCACUGCAGGACAUAUGCCUCUUGCGUGGGCUUCCAAGCAUCACGGUCUCGUGCCGCCAGCAUCCAACGGCUCCCUGCAACCCGGUUGAUGUUGUCGGCCGUAGGAUUAGAUGGCAUAGUACUCAAGUUGUUAAGUAAUAAUUUUCUUUUUUUAAUAACAAGUGUUAACGUUCAUUAUUUUGUCUUCACAGUUGAAUUCUACUUGCGUCCAAAUGGCAGGAUCAACCUACGGCUGAACAAUUUUACAUUUUACAAGCAUUUAAAAGCACGCAGCAACGCGCAUAGAUGGAGCUGCACCGCCUACGGCUCCAAGUGGAAGUGCAAGGCGCACUUAAUCAUCACCGAUAAGUUGGAAGUCCUCAAAGCUAACGUAUCCCACAGUCAUCCGCCUAGCACAAAGAAAGAAAUACGAAACCAAAUAAAACCAAUUUAUCCCAUGUGGAAUGGCACUGGUAAUAAAGAGAAUGGCACUCCGGUUCGACCCUCCCAACCGCCCUCACUAACCCCACUCCAUGAUUACCUAGUAGCUCAUAGCGUUUUUAGUAAUUAUGUAUAAGAAUUUUUGGCAGUAUACAAAGUUGUGCACAUUUGGCUUUCAAACUAAAUCGAUUGGUCUAAAAAAUGAUUUUAGUUUAACAGGUACAAAUCUAAAUACAGAAGUUUACAAUCGGCACGAUUUGACUUAUGGACAUUAAAAAAAAUAAAGUUAGCUAGUAGCUAGUAAAAUAGUGCCGAGAACCGAAUCCUACUGUGAAAAAGGCGGAAUUAAAAAAAAAGACAACCCAAUGUGUCGAUAAACCUAAUCGUAAAGUUCAAGAUUAGCAAGCAUUUUUAAAAGUAUUAGUACCGUGGUCAGUGACUCCUUUUUUUCAGAAUUAAUGUUGCAAAGUAUUGUGCACUAUUUAGACCUAUCAAUUUGGUUGAGCAUACAGACGUUUAUAAUUUUUCCGUUGAAAAAAAUCGCACGUAAAUAAAUGUAUAAAAUUUCAACCCAGACCGUAUUCAAUUGCGCUUUUUGUAUAAUUUGAAUUUUCUAAAAAGUUAUGUAUGUUAUAUAGCCAAAUUGGCACAAUUGCCUUAUUUAGUGAGCAUAUAGCUGUUGCUAAUAUUUAGCUUUAGCGUUACCUUGUCUUUAGUUGUAAGUAAUUAUCGCAUAUCAUGUAUGGGUUUUGUUUUCAAUGAUAAAGAAACCCUAAUGAAAUUAUAAAUUAUUCCCAGUUUUGCGACAAUGUUGCUAUAACAACAAUUUUGGGAUUGAAAAUAUGUGUAGCGUUCUCUGAAUUUCUAGCAGCUAAAAUUGUAAUCGCUAAAAUGCGUGUUUAUUUGUGUACGUAAGAUUGCAUAAUAUUGGUAUCCACAAGUUGUGCUUUUUGCACAUUUUUGGUUUGCUUAUAAGACUGUCUAUAUAUUAUAAGAUUAAAAUUAUUUUUAUUGUGAUAUGUUUACACGUAUGGUCAGAAUGUACUCGUAGUUUCGAUGUUAGGAUGUAUUACCGAUUACCAUAGGCUAAGGUUGCGAUAUCCCCAUUUAAAAUUACGUAUGUAAUACCAACGUUCAUUAAAAUGAUGUUUGGAUAAAGUGCCUUCUCGUAUCUUGUCUUAUUAGAUUAAAGUUUUGUAACGGUUUUAGUUAACUUUUAGUUAGGGGUUUUUUAUUAAUUUGUAAUAGGUGCGUGUUACGGCUAAAAGUUGAAAUUAAAAAUGUAAUAUUCAUAAUUUCAUAAUAAUCUGAUAAGCUGUUGCUAAUUAAUAAGUUAUGGUUUUUAUUAUUGAACAAAAUCUACAAUUGUCAGUAAAGUUAAAAAAAUAGACAUGUCUACUUUAGAUUUUCAUAAGUAGGUAUUUUGUCCAUCCAAAUACAAAAUUUUAUUAAAAAGCAUUCACGCUUGGACUAAUAACAUAUAGACUAAUAACUGCAACACCUAACAAUUUUCACAUCAAACAUAAGCUACUUCUGUGACUAUGUGAGCGUAAGAGCUAUGCUAAUUGCUUUCGCCGCACACAAGCGUACUUAUCGUAGCGUAGGGAUGUGUCAAGGGCUCCUAUUUCGGGGCACAUAAAACGGCUUACGAAUCCUGCGGCUACACUUUAUAUUCACUAUAAUAACAUCGUAAAAGAUGACGAUAGGUCUGUUAAAUCGAGUGAUAUAUUGCCUAAUUGUACAUUAUUAAUUAAAACAAAUUUUAGAUGUGUCGUCCUAUACUUUCACUUUUAGCCGAAACAUGUAUUUGUGUAUUAAUGAUUGUGUGAUAUUUUGCAUUUGUGACGUGUCCAGUAUUAGGUAUAUGUGAUACAAUGGUAUAAUAGUGUUAGAAAGUAUUAAGACUGUGUGCUUCAUGUGAUAUUCACGUAUCUCAAUUGUAGAUCUCGUUUUAUUGUUUUAUUUUUUUAAAUAAUCAAUUUGGUUUCCUGCAUUUAAAGGACUAAUAUCUUCUAUUUUUAUACUUAACCUAAAUAUGAUAGUGUAUGCGAAAGUUUUUGAUAUCAAGAUUGUACGCUGAUUCUGCUUUUGUAUAAUUUUAGCAUUCGAACGCAUUUAAUAAACUAUUUUACAUUAAUGCCAUGUUUGAUUUUCAAAAACACUUUUAGAAUUAUUAAAUUCAUUGUAGAAUUAUUUGUUUAUGAUAUACAUGACUUUCAUGGUUAUUGUAACUUAUACAAGUACAUAGUAAUUGUUACCAAAAAAGUAUAUAAUAUAUGUAAAUAUGUAAUAGUAUAUAUUAUAUAGUAUAUGUAGCAGCACAGUGGGACUAAGAUUACCCAACUACUAGAGGGCCGCUAAAAUGUAUACAAAUUAAAUAAAAAAUUAAACAAAGCCUUAUUAAAAUCAACAUCAGGUGCGAAAAAUUAAUGAUGCCGCAGUAUGAUUUCACGAACUAUUUUAAAGGUUAUGAGUUUAAGUUAUUGAUAUGAGUAAAAUAGUAACAAUGCUAAUUAAUGGUUUAAAUUAUUUUUUAACAGUAGAAAUAUCAAUUAGAUUUCUUUUAUUGUAAUUUCGUUAAUUUUAUGUUAACAUAGAUAGUUGUAGUGAUCAUACUAUAGGGUAAGUCCAGGAUAGAUGCCCCACUUUUCGAAAAUGCCAAAUAACUCCGAAAUUUAGAAUCUUAGAGCAUUGCGUUCUUUGGGAGAUAUUAAAUAUAUUUCUUAAUGUUUUAUAUUAUCUGAAUCGUUCUGAUAUAGACUGUGUAGAUUUUGUGUAAAUUGUAUUUUUUGGACCUCUGAAAAAUGGGAUAGACGCCUACUGUGGCGGAUAGAUGACUUAUCAUGAAAAAACUUCUGAGGAUAGGUGCCCCUAGUGGGGACCGACGACUUAGUUUAAACAUUGUAAUUGGUUUGUUCUGAAAUCAAAGAACUAUAUUAUUAUAAUCAGUCUUUAUGGUGUUUUAUAUAACUUUUAUUUUCAUUUCUUGGUCAUCUUCAUCAAAGUUAUGCUUUAGCUGUAGCUUUUUAACGAAAUGGUAUGCUAACUGACGUAUUGGUGUUCAGUCCGGUGAAAAUUCAGCUUCUCCUAAUUUGAAUGUAAGAGCCACGAGUCGUUUUUCGUUAUUAUAGGAUGUUUUCCUAAAAUAAAUAAAAAUAAAUGCCAAUAAAUAUAUCCAAUAUAUAUUUUUUUCAGUAAUAAUUAUGCCAAACAGUAACUACAAUGAUAUGAUGCAAUAAAAUACAAAGUAAAAAUCAAAUUUAAAACAACAGUAAAUAUACAGUAAUUUUGAAAAUAAGUUAUAACAUAGGUACUUAAUGUCAAUUUAUUUUUGCCAUUAAUAGCAAAUCUUCGUCUUAAUAUUUUAGAUGGUACUCCUUAUAUUCUAGAAAUCUGAUUUACGCCUUUCUUUCCCUUUUUCAUCUCUUCAAACGCUGCUAGCAUACUGUCUUCGGUGUGGGUUAUAGUUCGAGAGACAACACCCUGUUUUCUUUUAUAUUUACUCUCCUGCAACAACACAACACUUAAAAUAAACAGUUGGGGAUAGUUGCCCUUAGGGGCAUCUAUCCUAAUAAAAAACGGGGCAACUAUACUUUUUGUAGGGGAUAGAUGCCCUUAUCAAUAAAAACAAAAGUUGAGUUUCAAUUACUAUAAAAUCUAUCAGUUUACAUAGGCGGCUAGUCUUCAAUGUAUUCAGACAAAUAGAAAAAAAAUAGACAUUAUAAGCGAGAGAAAAAAUACACUGUUGGAAGUACUUACGAAUCUUAUUUUGGCGCCUUUUGUCGUCUCACCGCGGAAGAUUUUUACUCACACAGACGAAGCGUAUGCACUCCGGUCGAAAUUCCUCCCGACACUAAGGUUUGCAGGGGGAGGACUCGUUACUUACAGUAAAAUUGAACUCUCACAGUGUUCCUAACAUAGUGAAAUAAAAAUCAAGUCAUCUAUCCCACUGGGGCAUCUAUCCUGGAAUUACCCUACAUAUAUUUGGGACUAUUACUCUCAGAAAUUUUUAAAAAUUAAAGCAAACAACAAAAAUUUGAUAUGGCUAAUUUAUAAUUUCGAUGUACAAUCUUGUAUAGUACCAAUUGUUAUGAAUUUACAGAUUCACUAUGGCAGACUGGUGAACUUAUAGAAAUGGUUAAUGGGAAACAAACUUUGAUAGUGAAUGAGUAUUCGUAUUAUCAAAAGGGUGCGAUGAAAGGUGGUAAACUUUGGCGGUUUUGUUGUAACAAGGCCGAUUGUAAUGUUUAUCUUCACGUCGAUCACGAACUGCGAGUGGUCUUCUGUGGUGGCAGCCAUAACCACCCUCCCAGGAAGUUUUUCAAAACCGCUUGUGGAAAAUACAUGAGACUUUGAGCAAUCAAAUGUGAAAACGUAGAGCGUGCAAAUGAGUUAACUAAAUUAUUCUUAAAUUCAA
Messenger RNA from Bicyclus anynana (squinting bush brown), 5100 nucleotides. RefSeq lists its product as uncharacterized. The transcript is spliced from 3 exons. The record is from RefSeq and is a predicted model, not a curated record. Lineage: Eukaryota; Metazoa; Arthropoda; Insecta; Lepidoptera; Nymphalidae. Bases 1 to 819 code for a protein of 272 amino acids.